Messenger RNA from Lithohypha guttulata, 816 nucleotides. RefSeq lists its product as uncharacterized. Lineage: Eukaryota; Fungi; Ascomycota; Eurotiomycetes; Chaetothyriales; Trichomeriaceae. The record is from RefSeq and is a predicted model, not a curated record. The coding region runs from base 1 to 816 and encodes 271 amino acids. The transcript has a single exon.
AUGCCUCGUCUACAGGAUAAGGUCGUUGUCAUUACAGGAGGUAGCUCAGGCUUUGGCCGUGCUUCCGCCCUCCUUUUCGCUGCCGAGGGCGCGUCAGUUGUCGUUGCAGACGUGCUGGAAAAACCCUUGGCUAAGGGUUUCGAGAACGACCUCGAACAUUCCACCGCUGAUGUCAUUCGCAGCAAUGGCGGAAGAGCAACCUUUGUCAAGUGUGAUGUUACCAAAGCAAACGAGGUCGAUGCCGCUGUCGCGACUGCCGUACUGGAAUUUGGACGACUCGACGUGAUGUUCAACAACGCCGGAAUCUACCGCGGUGGGAAGCUGCUGGAUCAAUUCACAGAGGCUGACCUCGAUGUCACCUAUAAUGUGAACGUGAAGGGAACAUUCUUCGGCGUGCAGUCCGCAGUGCGGCAGUUUCGGAAGCAGGAGAAGAACCCAAAGACAGCUCAGCGUGGCAUCAUUGUCAACCUUGUCUCGACUGCCGGCCUUCAGGGCCAUCCCAGUCAGUCGGUCUAUAACAUAUCAAAAGGUGCACAAGCCAACCUCACUCGCUGCGCUGCCAUUGAAUACGGACAUGAAGGCAUUAGGGUUAACGGCAUCUGUCCAACUUAUGCAAAGACAGCACUUACUCGCGAUCUCUUUGACAACAUGGAGUUUAUGCGCACUUUCACAGAGUCAGUGCCGCUGAAACGUUGGGGCGAGACAGAUGAUGUCGCUAACCUUGCCCUGUUCCUUGCAAGCGAUGAGUCUAGCUACAUUCAUGGCGACCUGAUUCGCAUAGAUGGUGGCGAGACGCUUUGCCGUUACUCAGUCUGA